Oldenlandia corymbosa var. corymbosa is the source of this 747-nucleotide messenger RNA. NCBI's taxonomy places the organism in Eukaryota, Viridiplantae, Streptophyta, Magnoliopsida, Gentianales, Rubiaceae. The record is from the annotation of a GenBank genome assembly.
AUGGGGAAAUACAUGCGGAAGGCGAAAAUCUCUGCUGACGUGGCGGUGAUGGAGGUUUCUCAAGCCACCCUUGGUGUCCGGACGCGUGCAAGGACUUUAGCUCUGCAACGCCUUCAAUCGUCUUCUACUCCUCCUCCACCAUCGCCGGCUUCCCUCAACGGUUCUGAUUCCUCUUGUUACCUUCAGCUCCGUUCGCGCCGGUUGGAGAAGCCUUCUAAUUUAAAGCCGAGAGCCGAGAAACCCCCCUCCUCUCGAAAUGAUUCUGCCCAAUUGGAAUCGGGAAUAAAUUCUAACCCUAGGUCUGAUUCCAAGGUCGGGGUGAGUGAUUCUUUUGGAAAUUCGGGCUCAAUUACCCGACCCAACAAGGGAGAUGGCUGCUUUGGGAGCAGAUUAGUUGAUGAAGUAAAUCAGGACUAUGAUUUUGGUGUUGAGGCUUCUUUUGGGGAAAACAGUUUGGGUCUUGAUAACAGAGAAAGGAGCACCCGUGAAAGUACUCCAUGCAGCUUGAUAAGGGAUGUUGAUGUUGCCACUCCUGGAUCUUCUACAAGGCCGAAGACAGUCAGGGCGGAGAAUAGAAGAAGCCAGAGUGCAAUUUUGGAAAAUAUUCCUUCAACAGCUGAGAUUGAGGAAUUCUUUGCCCGUGCAGAUCAGCAGCAGCAGCGACAGUUCAUAGAGAGGUACAACUUUGACAUUGUUAAUGACGUGCCCCUCCCUGGAAGAUAUGAGUGGGUGAAAGUUCAACCCUGA